Erinaceus europaeus (western European hedgehog) is the source of this 2519-nucleotide messenger RNA. It is a transcript of the gene ZNF565, whose product is annotated as zinc finger protein 565. The transcript has 6 exons. Lineage: Eukaryota; Metazoa; Chordata; Mammalia; Eulipotyphla; Erinaceidae. The record is from RefSeq and is a predicted model, not a curated record. The coding region runs from base 336 to 1835 and encodes 499 amino acids. Gene Ontology annotation, biological process: regulation of DNA-templated transcription.
GUGACUGUUUCUGCUCGGGACUACGUUUCCCACAGUUCACAGCGGCCCGGCGUUUACGUCUCUCUUGACGUCGUAGCGAAAUCCUUAACUCCGCCGCGGACCAAGGGAAGGCAGAAGGUGAAGCCAGGCCUCACUACUGUGCAAUUUCCCUGGUCUGGGCCACUUUUUUAUUCAGACUGAAAGAGACACCACAGCAUUGGUACAUCUGGUAUCACAGCACCUCCUGUGUGGCACAAGAGCUCAGAUCUGGGCUACAUGCAUGGCAAGGACUCUAUACUUGCCCAAGAGAAGACUCUAGAACAGUUGGAGCAGCUCAGAUAUUUCUACUAAAAGACAUGGCCCAGGGACUGGUGACAUUCAGGGAUGUGGCUGUAGAGUUCUCACAGGAAGAAUGGAGGUGCCUGCAGCCUGCCCAGAGGGACCUGUAUAAGGAUGUGACCUUGGAGAACUACAGCAACUUGGUCUCACUAGGACUUUCUGUUUCUAAGCCUGCCGUCAUCUGUUUAUUGGAGCAAGGGAGUGAAUUCUGGGUGACUGCAAGUGCCAUCACAGGUCCAUGGUGCUCAGAUGUGGAUUCCAGUCAUGAGAAAUGUUCACAAAAAGAUAGUCUUGAAGUAGAGCCACUGAACUGGGAGAUAAUGGAAAGGCUUAAAUACUGUGGUUUUGAGGGCUCCCAUUUUAUUGAUAACUGGGAAUACAAAGGUCAGCAUGAGAGACUAAGAAAUCAGGAGUUCUCUUUGAAGCAAGUGCAAAUCACCUGUGAGAGCAUGCCCACUUUAGAACAUCAUACAUCCCUCAUGCUACAGCAAAGAAAUGAGACCAGUGAACAGCUAAUUGCUUGUAAUGAAUGUGGAAAAGCAUUUAGCCAUGCUUCACACCUUAUUCAACAUCAGAAAACUCAUACUGGUGAAAAGCCCUUUGAAUGUAAAGAAUGUGGGAAAGCCUUUAGUCGCACUUCACACCUUGCUCAACAUCAGAGAAUCCAUACAGGUGCGAAACCUAACGAAUGCAAGGAGUGUGGGAAAGCCUUUGGUCACACUUCUGAACUUAUACUACACCAGAGACUGCAUACAGGUGUAAAACCCUACCAAUGUAAAGAAUGUGGAAAGACCUUCAGACAGCACUCACAACUUAUUCUGCAUCAAAGAAUUCACACCGGUGAGAAACCUUAUGUUUGUAAAGACUGUGGGAAGGCUUUUAUUCGUGGCUCACAACUUACUGUUCAUCGGAGGAUUCACACAGGUGCUAGACCUUAUCAUUGUCAAGAAUGUGGAAAAGCCUUCAGACAGCAUUCACAACUUACUGUACACCAGAGAAUUCAUACCGGUGAGAAACCGUAUGAAUGUAAGGAAUGUGGAAAGGGCUUUAUUCAUAGCUCAGAAGUUACUCGGCAUCAAAGGAUUCAUUCUGGUGAGAAACCCUAUGAUUGUAAGGACUGUGGGAAGGCCUUUAGACAGCGUGCACAACUUACCCGACAUCAGAGAGUUCACACUGGUGACAGACCCUAUGAAUGUAAGGACUGUGGGAAGGCCUUUAGUCGAAGUUCAUACCUUAUUCAACAUCAGAGAAUCCAUACAGGUGACAAGCCCUAUGAAUGUAAGGAGUGUGGGAAAGCCUUUAUUCGUGUUUCACAACUGACUCAUCAUCAGCGAAUUCACACUUGUGAGAAACCCUAUCAGUGUAGAGAAUGUGGAAUGGCCUUUAUCCGUAGUUCACAACUUACUGAACAUCAGAGAAUUCAUCCAGGUAUCAAACCUUACGAAUGUAGAGAAUGUGGACAGGCCUUUAUUCUUGGCUCCCAGCUCAUUGAACACUACAGAAUCCAUACUGAUUAGAAAACUUUGAUUAUUAAGGAUAGGGGAAGGCCGUUAUGCGGAGUUCAGAUGUGAUUCACUACUAGAUCAUGUGUAAUGUAAAGUGAUUCAUGUCUGAAAGCCAUCAGUUGUCACUUCCAGAUAACUCAAGAAAACUCAGUAAAUAUGGAAUGGGAAAGGGGCCCUAACACUAUUUAUUAAGCCACAGAAAACUUGUGCUGAAAAAAAAAUGUUAAUGAAAGGGGCCAGGUGGUGGUGCACAUGGUUGAGUGCACAUGUUACAAUGCACAAGGACCCAGGUUUGAACCUCGGUCCCCAUCUGCAGGGGGAAAGCUUUGCAAGUGGUGAAGCAGGGCUGCAGGUCGCGCUCUCUCUCUCUCUUCCUCUCUAUCUCCCCCUUCCCUCCUGAUUUCUGGCUGUCUCUAUCCAAUUAAUAAAGAAAGAAAAAAAUUAAAUGUUAAUGACAAUAUAGAAAAAUCUCCUGUUGUCAUUCAGAAUGUGUUAAGUUUUUCAGAGUCCUAGUAGAAAAUGAUCCUAUUAAAAUUUUUCUGGAUGUGCCUUUCUCCAUGACAUACUUCUUACUUAACACUAUGUAACUCCCACCAAUUAUUGACUGGAUUGAAUUGAGCAAACAAUGCACUGUUCUGUUCCUCAGUUUAUUCAUUUUUUAACUUUUAUUUAUAAAAAGGCAACACUGGCAAAGCA